GAUAAGUUGGCGGCUCAUUCCGCUGUGGCGACCCCUGGUGAAUAAAAGGUCUAAGGAAAGGAGGCCGAAGGAAAAAGAAUGAAUGAAGACAUAAUGGUGUAGAACAUUCUGCUUCCUCGUUUAAACGCUGGUCGGCGCCAGCACCUUUCGAUCCUUUUCUAGAUGUUUAAUCAAACCACGCCGCUCACAAGCUUGUUUUUUCGUCAUUUCCUACGUAAAACGGCGUAGAAGGCCUAAGCGACUGGUUUCAAAACGACAGCAACCAAUAAAAGACUCCAAUAUUCAAACGUCAUUUUAUUGACACGAAAUCGACUAAUAGGAAGAAGGAAUCUUUAAGCCGGAAACCCCCACUCCAGCCAAUGAACAGUUAGAGAAGGUAGCAGGUUGGGCUGUACGACGUUCCGCCCUUCUCCUCUUUGUGACCAACGCUGCGUGUGUUACUGGAGCGGAUUAAUAACUCGUAUAAAAGAUGCAAGGAAACAGAGGACCCCGUUCAGAGCAGCAGAAUCACGGCCCACAGCGACAGCAGCCCAACCCCCAACAGGAGCAGCAGAGGAAGCCCACCGGAGCCGACAGCAAUGGACAACACACCGAUGCUGGAGAGCAGAGCAGCCCUAAUGCUGGUUUCACUAUAGACCUGCAGAACUUCAAGAAGCCUGGUGAGAAGACCUACACGCAGAGAAGUCGGCUGUUUGUGGGCAACCUACCUGCUGGGACCACAGAGGAAGAUGUGGAGAAGCUUUUCUCCAAGUAUGGCAAGGCUUCUGAGAUUUUUAUCAACAAGGAUCGAGGCUUUGGCUUCAUCAGGCUGGAAACGAAGACGCUUGCGGACAUCGCAAAAGCUGAACUGGAUGACACCAUAUUCCGUGGACGGCAGAUUCGUGUGCGAUUUGCCACCCAUGGUGCUGCGCUGACGGUUAAAAACCUGCCUCAGUUUGUGUCCAAUGAGCUUCUGGAGGAGGCCUUCUCCAUGUUUGGUCCCAUCGAACGUGCCAUAGUCAUCGUUGAUGACCGUGGCAGGCCAACUGGGAAGGGAAUUGUGGAGUUUGCUAACAAACCAUCUGCCAGGAAAGCUCUGGACCGGUGUGGAGAUGGAGCUUUUCUUCUUACUGCAUUCCCCCGGCCUGUUACCAUUGAGCCAAUGGAGCAGCUUGAUGAGGAAGAGGGGCUUCCUGAGAGACUCAUUAACAAAAACCCAGUAUAUCACAAAGAGCGUGAGCAGCCUCCCCGCUUCGCCCAACCAGGCUCAUUUGAGUACGAGUAUGCAAUGCGCUGGAAGGCCUUAAUGGAAAUGGAAAAGCAGCAGUACGAACAGGUCGACCGAAACAUAAAAGAGGCUAAAGAGAAGCUGGAGACUGAACUGGAAGCUGCACGGCAUGAACACCAAGUCAUGCUAAUGCGACAAGAUCUUCUGCGCAGACAGGAAGAGUUGAGGAGAAUGGAGGAGGCUCACAGCCAGGAGGUGCAGAAACGCAAACAGAUGGAGCUGCGUCAGGAGGAGGAGCGGCGGAGGAGGGAGGAGGAGCUCCGGGCCCAUUCUGAGGAGCUGAUGAGGAGACAGCAGGGCCAGGGAGGCAACUUCUCUGAGAAGAGGGAUCCUGAUAUGAGGAUGCAUAUGGGAGGUCAGGGAAUGGGCAUGAACAGGAACCCGAUGGGUGGAAAUGCCUCAAACACAGGCUCUACCAACUUGACUUCUAAUGAGCAGGGAGCUUCUGGUAAUCCAGGUGGUCUUCCUCUUCCCUUCCCUCGUCCUGGACCUAAUGAUUUUGGCGCCAACAAACGCCGCAGAUUCUGAGACCACCGGCCAAACCUCUUUAGUUUUUUUCCUUCUUUUUUUUUUUUUUUUUUUACAUACUGUAAAAUAUUUUAAGUGCAAAUUGUGGUUUUGUAGAGCCUGAGAUGAAUUUGUGUAUUCAAAUCUUUUAAUCAGGUUUAAGUUUUAAGUUCCUCUGAUCUCCCAUCCCCUUUAACAUCUGAAGAGAUGUUUCCAGAAACUAAUUGAGCCCAGUUCUGGGGGAAAAACCCUCACGGUUAUGAUUUCUUACUAUAGAGAGUCUUCAUCUGUGAACAGGGAUUUACUUGUGCUUGGAAACAGCUCCAGGGUGGAUAUUUCAGCAUUGUAUAGCCCUAUUUUUGUCAUAUUUUUAUUAAUUUUGUCUCUUUUGUAUUUCACCCAGCAGUGACUUUUUCUAAAGUAGAAAUUAGCUAUUGUCCGUCUCUUGUCCUCUGCAAUGCUUGCCUUUCUAGACAACUUUAAAUAAAUUCAUAACUACAUGUUACACACA
Messenger RNA from Danio rerio (zebrafish), 2285 nucleotides. Lineage: Eukaryota; Metazoa; Chordata; Actinopteri; Cypriniformes; Danionidae. The record is from RefSeq and is a predicted model, not a curated record.